Messenger RNA from Thalassophryne amazonica, 963 nucleotides. RefSeq names its product class I histocompatibility antigen, F10 alpha chain-like. Lineage: Eukaryota; Metazoa; Chordata; Actinopteri; Batrachoidiformes; Batrachoididae. Gene Ontology annotation, cellular component: external side of plasma membrane. Gene Ontology annotation, biological process: immune response. The record is from RefSeq and is a predicted model, not a curated record.
GGACAAAGUCGGAUCUUCUCUGACUGUUUCCUCAGAUCGUCGUCGGUUCUGCUGCAGAUUCUGUUUCUGUUUAACUUCAAAAUCCAAAUCUCUCUUCGUCAGUCUGUUAAAGCUUCGUGUCAGAGCGAAAAAAAUGAACAUCUUCUUUGUUCUGUUUGUUCUCGGAGCACAAAGAGCUGCAGCUGUGACUCACAGUCUGAAGUAUUUCUUCACCUCCUCCUCUGGAGUCACAAAUCUUCCAGAGUUUGUGUCCGUCGGUUAUGUUGAUGAUGUUCUGAUGGUUCAUUAUGACAGUAACACAGAGAGAGUAAAACCCAAACAGGACUGGAUGGAAAAAGUCACAACUGAUGAUCCUCAGUACUGGAAGACAGAAACUGGGAACUUUGUGGGCUUCCAGCAGGUCAACAAAGUCAACAUUGAAAUAAUAAGUCGCUUCAACCAAACUGUAGGUGUCCACAUUGUCCAGGUCAUGCUUGGCUGUGAAUGGGACGAUGAGACUGGACACGUUAAUGGUUAUAUGCAGUUUGGUUAUGAUGGAGAAGACUUCAUAUCACUGGACAUGAAGACGAUGACAUGGAUCGCUCCAAAUCCACAGGCUGUCAUCACCAAACACAAGUGGGACAAUAACGAAGGUUUACUGGCACAAAAUAAACACUACUACACCCAGAUUUGUCCUGAGUGGCUGAAGAAGUACCUGAACUAUGGGAGGAGCCAACUGCUGAGAACAGGUGGAGUCACAUGACCUGAUGAGGUUUGAUUGACACACGGUUCAUGAAGCUCUUCUGUGUCAGAUUCACAGGAACAUGUUUCUGAACAUGAACCAACACGUAGAGACUCACUGUCCAUCAAACUGUCCUCUUUUUAUUUUCAGUGUCCACACAUCAGUUUUUUUUCUCUGUCUCACUUUUUCUUUGUCUCUCACUUACGUUUCUCUCCUCUUUUCUUUCUCUUCAUUUCUUUUUC